Messenger RNA from Carlito syrichta (Philippine tarsier), 2892 nucleotides. It is a transcript of the gene LINS1, whose product is annotated as lines homolog 1. Lineage: Eukaryota; Metazoa; Chordata; Mammalia; Primates; Tarsiidae. The transcript has 8 exons. The record is from RefSeq and is a predicted model, not a curated record. The coding region runs from base 613 to 2883 and encodes 756 amino acids.
CAGCCAGCUCAAACCUGGAGACCAGAAAUCUCUGACCUCCUCCACACUCGCCAACUUCUCCAUUGAAGAAAUACCCCAGGCAGGGCCGGACCCUAGUGCUCCUGAUACUCCUUGAUGCUUCACGGCCCCAGCCCAAAGAGCAUCCAGACAGUCAAGCAGGCGAGCGGUGGCGGUCCCGGGCGCGGGCAGCCUCGGGCAGGGGUGCAGGGAGGAAGUCCCAGCUCGGGUGGGGGGGUAGUCCCGGUCCAGGGGCUCGGAACAGGGGACGACCGCGCUCCGGCCCGGAGGCUUCCAGCUACAGAGGGGCCUAGAAGGUCUCGGGACAGCGAGGUCCCAGGUCAUACGAAGUCCGAAGUGCCAGCCGUGGGGUAGCCGGACAGGGGGCUUACGGGAUGCACUUUGCACUGGGCCACCCCCGCCCCCUCCCUCCAGCACUUUGGGGUCACUGGGAUGGGACCAAGCCUUCAGCAGCCAAUCAGCGGUCGCCGUGGAGCCUGAGCCUGGAGCCGUAAACCAGGUUUCACUGAAGAAACGUCUUAGAGAUUCAUUGUACUUCUAAGAUUUAAUAUUUACAACUUGGAGUUGUUCAUAAGAUACGUUUUGGAAAUCACUAUGCAAGCUUUCUGUGAAGUUUUAGAACAAUUAUACAAGAAGGUACUUCGUGGAGCCACACUUGAAAAUGAGAGCCAUGAUUACAUCUUUUAUCUCAUGCCAGCAUUUCCAGACCAAGAUUGCUCUACAACCACCUCCUUAAAAUGGGCAAGCACCUUUGGUGUCCAGGGCAAGCACUGGCCACCCUCUGUUGGUGCGCCUUUGAGUCGUGUGGCACCAGUAUGUUUGAAGAUGAAUUCUCAAAUGAGCGGUGCCAGAGAAGUAACGCUCCUUCAGUUAACAGUGAUCAACACCAUGACAGCCAGGAUAUUGUCUGUUGAAACGGAGUUCCAUGCAAAGAAGAGAUACAGAGAUAUAAUUAAAAUUCUUUUAGAGUCAGCUGUACUUGACUCUAAAUUAAUCUGUAUGUUCCAAAAUUCUGAUAAAUUGUUAUCCCACAUGGCUGCCAAGUGCCUUGCAUUGCUUCUAUAUUUUCAAUUGAGAGAAAAGAUAACAUUAAGUAAUUUCUGGAUUGCUUUUUGCCAAGAAAAUCUUUCUGAAUACUCUGAGAGUGACAAAGUAAUGUACUGCCUCUGGACUCUUACAGCUGUAAUAAAAGAAAUCUUUAAAAAUAUAUGUUCACAGAAAAUAGAAAUUCUAAAGCAGUUCCUGAAUCCUUUUGACACUGUUUUAGAAGUAUUUUACAGUUCCUUAUUUUCUCAACAUUUUGAAAACUGUCAGAAUACUUCUAAAAUAAUAAGCAGCUUGAUGUGCUUCCUGGAGUUACUUGAGCUUCUUAUAGCCUCCAGAAUCUACCUGAAGUUACAUUUCACUUGCCAGAGGAUUUUAUUUUUGAAACCAUCUUGUGUGCUAGAAGUUAUUACCUGGCCGAUUCAGACUUUUGUCAAAAGGAAAUUCAUCAUAUUCAUCAAAAAGUGCCUUCUCCGUAAAGUGGGUGAAGACCUCUGCCGUGGACCUAUGCCUGCCUUAAUGCCACCAGACUGUCAUUUAGAGGUGGACAUUUUGGCUCUAGCUAAUGCUGUCUUGCAAGCUGUGAAUUUGGGGUUGUUGAAGACACUGUCUGUUCAUGGAAAACCUUCCUUUGGAGGUGAAGUUCAGCUUGGAUGUGACCAUGUCUCGGGUCCAGAUCACGUGACCCUUGGAGCAGUGAGCUUGGUUAUAAUGAAAUCCUUAGAAAUCAAGUUGCAGAAUUGUACUUCAGCAAAGGAAAUGAAAGUUGACUUACAGAGGUUCAUGUCUGAGUUACUGACCUUCUUAAAGCCUCAUCUUCAGCCCUCUCUGCAAAUGCAUGAUCCAUGUGAAUGGCUGUCUAGGGUCUUCAUAGAACAAGACGAUGACAUGCUGGAGGCAGCUAAAGCCUCAGUGGGCAUCUACUUAACACUGACCAGAGAAUGUGAAGCUACUGAAAGCUUGACCCAAGAAAAAGAAAUGUGGAAUCAUCUCUCACAUGAUAAUGGCUACAAUCCUCACUGUAUUUUCUUAUACUUCUUAAAAAAUAUAGGAUUUGAUUCUACAGUUCUUCUCGACUUUUUGAUUUCAUCGGAAACCUGUUUUCUUGAAUAUUUUGUUAGGUAUUUAAAAUUACUACAAAAAGACUGGAAUAAUUUCUUCACCAUUUGCAAGGACUUUGAUGUAGCUGAAUCUAAAUAUGACAUAAAUGUUUGUGAUUGUGUCCCCUCACUUGUCCAAGACCAAACUCCCAACCAUAGAACACCUCAUAAUUUGACUGCUCCUGGUAGUCACAUAAAUGCUUAUGCUGGGGUCUCCUGGGCUGCUGAUACUUCUUCUGAUCCACUGAACCAGGUUGUGAUGUCCAAGGAGACCCACACCUCGCAGGUUCGUAGUCUGUCUUCUCCAUGGGCGUCUCAAAGUCUGGUCGAUUAUGACAGUUCUGAUGAUUCUGAAGUGGAAUCCACAGACCAGUGUUUAGCUAGCAGUAAAGAGACAUCUUUACACCAAGAAGUAAGUAAGAAAAUUCAGGGUAAAGCUGGAACAAGCAGGGACAGAAAAGAACUUAGCCUAGGGCCUCCAUCAAGGCCUCUGCUUCCAAAAGAACUGGAUACUCCCUUCUCUGUUAAUUGCGAAAUGGCCCCAGAUAAUAUUGUCUCUAAAGUAGGAAUAUUUUACAGAAUAGUAAAAUGCUUUGAAGAACUACAAAAUGCCGUUUAUCGUUUGCAAACGAAAAAUCUUUUCCCGUAUAAUCCAACUGCACUUUUGAAGUUGUUAAGAUAUAUAGAGGCAAUGUGUAAUAAAAGUAUGAACCAUUUAUAAAACAAUGAC